Molecule: messenger RNA, 6213 nt
Organism: Synchiropus splendidus (mandarinfish)
Lineage: Eukaryota; Metazoa; Chordata; Actinopteri; Syngnathiformes; Callionymidae
Gene: ly75
Product: lymphocyte antigen 75
Exons: 35
Coding region: 147-5351 (1734 amino acids)
Cellular component (GO): signaling receptor complex; plasma membrane
Molecular function (GO): signaling receptor activity
Source: RefSeq, a predicted model, not a curated record
GACGACGCUUCGCGUUACAACCAGCAGUGUGUUAGUCCACAAGAAUCACUUUCGUCUUCUCCGUCGCCACUUUUUGGAGCCGUGUCGUCGCCUGAACCUUCCCGUACUCUUCUGUAUGACUCCGACAAAGUCCCUCCGCCGCCACUAUGCUGCAGACGUCCGGAGCGACACUUUGUCUUUGUUUUUUCUUUUUGCUGUCAGAGUCGACUGUCGUGCUCGGUGCUGGCUCGAUAAUAAAUGAGAUUGCUUUCCCCAUUCAGCACAAGGCCACCAGCCAAUGCCUGACAGCUAAGCAGCCCAAUAGCUUGAGUUUGUCCCCCUGUGUUCCCUCGGAGGUGUCUCAACUGUGGAAAUGGGGUUCAAGGCGGCAGCUCUUCCAUGUAGGAACCUCCCUUUGCCUUGCUUUUGACCACCGCUCCAAGACGCUGUCCCUGGUAGACUGUGGCGCCACCGUCCCUCUCAAGUGGUAUUGCGUGGGAGAAAAUAUUUUCACAAGUGACAGGGGGAUGUUGGGGGUUAGUAAGGGUCAAGUUAUGGCUGGUCCAGACUUCAACGAUGCGUUUGUGAGAGGAGGCUCUGAGGAAAGUAUCUGCCAGAGGCCAUACAGAGUUAUACAUACCUAUGAUGGGAACUCUGCCGGCGCUCCAUGUGACUUUCCCUUCAAAUACAAUGGCAAAUGGUACCACGAAUGCCUUGUGAAUGGCUUUACCGACGGCAGCACCUGGUGUUCCACGUCCUCCAAUUAUGACAGAGACCAAAAAAUGGGUUUUUGUCUUCUACCUGAGAAGGGAUGCCAGACUCUGUUUUCCAGUCAAGAGGCGGGUUCCUGCUACGAGUUUGUUCCCAGCGCUGCAGUUACCUGGCAUGACGCCUUAGAUUCAUGUCGAAGUCAGGGAGCGGACCUGCUCAGCAUCUCUGCCAAUGAGCUGGCGUCCGACAUUUUGUUGAAGGGUCUGGGGACAAUGCCUGAACGCAUGUGGAUCGGCCUCCAUCAGUUAGACCUCUGUCAGGGCUGGCAGUGGUCUGAUGGCUCUCCUCUCUCCGUCCUUCGUUGGGAAGAAGGAAUGCCUGAUUACUCCUCAAUGACGUCGUCAGACUGCGGCGUACUGAACUCCAAGAGGAAUUAUGAAACAGCCACCUGCAACAGCAAGCUGCCGUACAUCUGCAAGAAGACCCUCAUUGAGUCUCCCAGAAAUGAGUCCCUCCUGUAUGAAAAUACAGCGUGUGGAGACGGGUGGGUCCCGUGGAACGGCUGGUGUUACAAGUUAGUCAAAGACACUCCACUGAACUUCAAAGAAGCUCAGCAGCACUGCAACAACACAGAAGGUGGCGCUCUGGCCAGUCUGCACUCUAUUGACACCAAGGAGAUGCUCAGCACCAACUUUCACUCAGGUGCAGAUGACGAGUCGAUGAACGUGUGGAUCGGUUUAGUUGGGGCUGGCAAGGGCUCCACUGUCUUCAAAUGGAUAGACAAUGCGCCGGUCAGCUUCACAUACUGGGCCCCAAACCAUCCAGUGCAGCCCACGAAUGAUGCCAGCUGUGUCAUGUACUUUGGAAAGUCUCUUGGUUGGGGGCUCGCCGCCUGUGAAGAGAGACGAGCUUUCAUGUGCCAGAAGAAAGGAGAAGUCAACGAGUCUUUGGCAGAGCCUGGCUGUCGCAGGGAGGAUGGUUGGAGACGCCAUGGGAACUCCUGUUACCUUCUCAACUCCACCCUUGUCAGCUACAAAGACCGCUGCGACAUCGUAAUCCGGAACAGGUUUGAGCAGAUGUUCAUCAACAAACUGGUCACUCAACACAUGGACUCCGUGUCGCGGCAAUUUUGGAUCGGGCUGCAGGAUGUGAAGGGCAAUGGACAGUACCGGUGGAGGAGUCUGGAAGGAUUAACUAGUGAUGUGACAUAUACCAACUGGGGCCGGCUUGAACCAGACAGAGAAGGAGGUUGUGCAGUAAUUUCCACCAUCAAACCACUGGGUGGAUGGAAGGUGAGGAACUGUACAUUUGACAAAGCCGGCACCAUAUGUAGGAAAGAUCUCAAGCCACCUCCUGCCCCGGAACCUGAGCCAGACCCCACUCUACCUUGUCCUGAUGGCUGGGUGUCUAAAGAAGGCAUUAGAUACUGCUACAAGGUGUUUCACGAGGAGAGGCUCAGCAGGAAACGCUCUUGGGAGGAGGCUGAGAGAUUCUGCCAGGCUCUCGGUGCAAAUCUGCCCAGCUUCACUGAUCCUGAGGAGAUGAGAGCUCUGCAUGGCAUAAUCAGAGGCAGCAUCAGUGACGAUCGGUAUUUCUGGGUCGGACUGAACCGAAGGGAUCCAGCUGAUCGCUCUUGGAAGUGGAGUAAUGGCCGGCCGGUGUCGUUGGAGGUUUUGCAUCAAGAUUUCCAUGAAGAUGAUGUGUACAGCCGUGACUGCACUGCAUACAAGUCAAUGAGGAACUAUUUGAAGCACAUCUUUCUGUUCCUGCUACACGACUUGACUCCCACACCUUACUUUGCCACACCCUUCCACUGUGAUGCCAAGCUGGAGUGGAUCUGCCAGAUACCACGCGGAAAAGCACCAAGGCAACCUGACUGGUAUAACCCUGGUGGACACCAUGAGAGUUCCAUCUUCAUAGAUGACGACGAGUUCUGGUUUGUGAAGGAGCCCAAAUUAACCUAUGAAGCCGCCUCGGAAUAUUGCAGCUCUGAGGGCGGCAAACUGGCAGCACCUUCCAAUGCCGCUGCUGUGCGACAAAUCCAUCAGUCUUUAGCAACUAGGGGGAACAAGGAAAGGUGGUGGCUGAAUACGGACGAUUCCGGUUUGAGAUUGUUCCCCUUUAAUUCCCACCUGAAGCUGUACUACGCAGCUGUUCUUGGCAGGUGUUCAUCUAUCAGUGGUGAAAGCCCCAUUCCAAAGUUCGAGCGCAGUUGCAGCCUGAGGAUGCCCUUUGUGUGUGAGCGACACAACGUCACUUCAGUGGAGAUCAGUCCGCUGGAACCUCAGCCUGGAGGCCUGUUGUGUGGAAACGAGUCUGUGGCCUUCAGAAAUAAGUGCUACACGUUGAUGAAGAUCACGAGGCCGAUGUCCUUCAAGCAAGCUAGUGAGGAGUGCAACUCAGUGAGAGGAACGCUGGUCACCAUAUCUGAUCAGGUGGAACAAGACUUCGUCACCAGCCUGGUGUCUCAGGUGGAAGAUGUCGGGGGCCUGUGGAUUGGGCUGAAAAUCCGAAACUCAAAGCUGGAAUGGGCGGACAAGUCGCCGGCAGAUUACGUCAACUUCAACUCCCUGCUGCUCGGCAUGCACAAGGCCAUAACAGUCAACAGGUUCGACCCCGACAGCUUGGACCUCUGUGCCUUUCUGAUCAACAGCAACCACUCCGCCAUGAUGGGAACAUGGGACUACACUUCCUGCACACAACACCAGCAUCUGGCCAUCUGUCAGCACUACGCUGAUGAGGUUGAGAAGCCCAGUGUCUCCACCGAGCCCUUCCUGGCCAACAACCACACCAUCCAGCUGCUGGUCCAGAACCUCACCUGGUUUGAGGCGUUGGAGCAGUGCAGGUUACACAACAUGGACUUGGCGAGUGUGACCGACAUCCUUCUGCAGUCCACCCUCACUGUGCACGUGAGCCGUGCGCGUAAGCCCAUGUGGAUCGGCCUCUUCAGUGAAGAUGAUGGGAUACACUACCGCUGGACCGACCACAGCCACACAGUUUUCAGCCGCUGGUCGACCGAGGUCACCCACGGCCCCUGUGCAUACCUGGACACGGAUGGGUUCUGGAAAGCCACUGAGUGUGAACAGGAGUUGGAAGGUGCCAUCUGCCACAAACCUCAGAAACAAACCGCGAUCACACCGGACGACGUUGCAGUGAAGUGUCCUCAUAAAAUCAACGGCCCAAACUGGAUUCCCUUCAAGAACAACUGUUACUCCUUCCUGCUGGUGUCCACCAGGUGGGACGAGAUCGACCUGGGCGAGAUGAACCAGGCCUGCUCCAAGCUUUAUGACGGUGCGAAGACUCUCACCAUCAGGAAUGAGGAGGAGAACAAUUUCAUCAAGGAGCAACUGGUUCCGUUUCAGAACCUGGUCCAGUUUGUGUGGCUCGGCAUGCGCUAUGAUGCAAAGGAUCACCUGAUGAAGUGGCACGACGGCACAAACGUUCAGUACUCCAACUGGCUGAACGGACGGCCGCAGGUGGAGGGGCCGUUCAUGGCGGGUCUCACUCUUCGUGGAAGCUGGAUUCUCAUCCGAGACAAAAGUCUUUUCUCUGAGUUCAAGCAACGGACGAUCAUCUACUGCAAGAUCGACAAUGAGCCCAACAAAGAAUACACCAAGUCCACCAAGGACUAUCAAAACUUGGGAAAUGUCACGUACGAAGUCCUGACCAAGAAGUUGACCUGGAACCAGGCGGUGGAAGAGUGCGGCCAGAGAGGAGCUCAUCUGGCCAGCAUCCAUGAUGCCAAGCACCAUGAGCAUGUCGCGCUUCUCGCCAAGACCGACGGGUUCCCACUCUGGAUUGGACUCUCCAACCAGGACGUGCGCGGCUCCUCUUUCGAGUGGUCAGACGGGACAGAGGUCCAGUUCAAACCGGACAUCACAGUGUCUGCGGGCAGCUACGUCUCCCUCAACGAUGAGCCGGGCUGCGUGUACGCUGACGUGUCCGGUGCCUGGGUGAGGACCCGCUGCCAGUCGCUGAUGAACGGAGCCAUCUGCUACAGAACCUCCUACACCAACUCCUUCCAGAAGGCCAAGUUCCAGGCGACCCCAGAGGAAAACCGCUGCCCUCAGAGCAACGGGACGUCUCGAUGGGUGCAGCACGGGAGUCACUGCUACGCCUUCGACAUGAGCUUCUACAACUACAGUGCUUACAGCAUGGUGCAGGCCAGGGCCAUCUGCCAGGACCUGGAUGCUGAAGUGCUCACCAUCAAAAGCGAAGAGGAGAACACCUUUGUGUCCAACUACGCGUCUCAAGACGCUCUCAUCACAGACCGAGUGUGGCUCAGUGUCAGCCUCAGCUCUGCAGGUCAGCCCGUGUCUUGGCACGACGGGUCAGCCCUGUCUUACACCAACUGGCAGUCUGGUGGCCUGAGAACGGGGAAAGACACAGAGGCCUCUUGCGCUGUGUUGAUGUCCAAAGCUGGGAAGUGGAGUAUGGUCGACUGUGAAGCCAGCCACAGUCGCGUCGUCUGCAAAAUGGGAAAAAAAUCGUCCGGCUCUCCUGUUGCUUUGGGCUUCUUCAUCAUCCUCCUCAUCGCUCUUCUCGGCGUCGCCAUCUUCGUCCUCUACAAGAAGAAGCGUCCACACAUCUUCUCCACCAUCCGCUACAAGAGAACCUUCAACGACUCGGACAACACCAGUAUUAUCACCGACGCCGACUGAGCAGCCGCCUCAGGGACACGCCUCCAACAGCAACCCAGUGCUCCCUGAGCUGGGGGCGCUGCGGAGAGGGUUUGGUACGGCUGAAGUAUUUCUGUCUCAAAGUGCCUGUAUUGUCUUCUGUUGUUUACCAUGAACAAGUCUGAAACUCACAUUUGGCCUUAUGACGUGAAAUUGCACUUACAAAUCAUCAAAUGGAAAUUUUUGUUCUAAUUUCUUUUUUUUACUUGGUGGUUGAAAAGAAUGCGCUAGCUGGCGUAGUUGUAGCCAGAUUGAUCAAAGAGGCCAUGUUUGUUGUGCUGCAGGAGCUAGCUUUUCCCACAGCUGUUGAAGUGCUCGCUCUACUGAUGUUAUCUGCCGAUACUGGACGUCUAUUUUAACCUCAACUCACUUGAAAAGAUCGACCAUCUCCUGCCUUCUUCCAUGUGUAUUUGUAAGACUUUUUUUUUUUUUACAGUAGUAGCUUUGUAAAGGUGAAAUCUGCAGGGUUUGAAGAGAUCUUUUUCCCACAGGUCUUACUUGCUUUUAGCAAAAUGCUUACUUCAUUUUAACCCUCUGCUCUUUUGCGUCAUUCUAUCAUCUGAGUUUUGUUGUGGUGAUGAGCUCAACAAGUGCCGGAAUCUAAAGCCACGAGUCGCGAUGCACUUAACUACUGAGCAAGAACGCACUUUAGAACACGAGAUCGUCUCUCGCAGAGUUGCACUGGCUUUUAUUGACCAUGUAAAUAUGUUUUAGGUUUUAUUUUCUCGAGACGACACCAAAGAUGAAUGUUUAAGAGAGUUGUGUUUAUGGUUCAGGUCUUUGAUGCGAUUGAUGCAGGAUUCACUCAGGUUGGUUAACACCAAAUAAAACCUUCUGUCCUCUU